Messenger RNA from Glycine soja, 1903 nucleotides. RefSeq names its product endoglucanase 11-like. The transcript has 5 exons. Lineage: Eukaryota; Viridiplantae; Streptophyta; Magnoliopsida; Fabales; Fabaceae. Gene Ontology annotation, molecular function: hydrolase activity, hydrolyzing O-glycosyl compounds. Gene Ontology annotation, biological process: carbohydrate metabolic process. The record is from RefSeq and is a predicted model, not a curated record. Bases 25 to 1572 code for a protein of 515 amino acids.
CAUAGCAUAGGGAGAGAGAGGGAAAUGAAGAAAGGCAACGUUCAAAAGAACAUAGGGUGUUUGACACUAUGCACUGCUUUACUCUCUCUCAUCACAAUCUUCAUUAUUCCCUUUUGUGAGUCCUUCAACUACGGCCAAGCCCUGUCCCAGAGCCUCCUCUAUUUUGAGUCACAACGUUCAGGUCGCUUACCCUACAAUCAAAGGGUCACUUGGCGACACCAUUCUGCCCUCACUGAUGGCCUAGAACAAGGGGUGGACUUGGUGGGAGGGUACUAUGAUGCAGGGGACAAUGUGAAAUUUGGGCUACCAAUGGCUUUCACCAUAACUCUCCUCUCGUGGGGUGCCAUAGAAUACGGCGAACAAAUCGCCGCUGCCGGCGAGUAUGCUCACGCUCUGGAGGCCAUCAAGUGGGGAACCGAUUAUUUCAUCAAGGCACACACACAACCAAAUGUUCUUUGGGUUGAGGUGGGUGACGGCGACACUGAUCACUACUGUUGGCAGCGGCCGGAGGACAUGACUACGUCACGGCAAGCUUACAAGGUUGACUCGAACAACCCCGGCUCGGAUGUCGCCGGCGAGACCGCGGCAGCGUUGGCAGCGGCGUCCAUUUUGUUUAGGAGAACAAAUCCACAUUACUCUCAACUACUUUUGCAUCAUGCACAACAGUUGUUUGAGUUCGGUGACAAGUACAAGGGCAAGUAUGAUGAGAGUGUUGGAGUGGUUAAAGGGUAUUAUGCUUCGGUUAGUGGCUACAUGGAUGAGUUGCUGUGGGCAGCAGUUUGGCUAUAUAGGGCCACCCAAAAGGAGGAAUAUUUAACCUAUUUUUUGGACAAGGCUUAUGACUUUGGUGGGACCACUUGGGCCAUGACUGAAUUCAGUUGGGACGUUAAGUACGUUGGUGUUCAAGCCAUUGCUUCCAUGUUUCUUAUGGAAGAAAAGAAGCACAAGAAACACCAAGUCAUACUCAAACAGUAUCGUUCAAAAGCCGAGCACUACCUAUGCGCGUGUCUCAACCUCAACAACAUUACUAACGUGGAGCGCACCCCAGGAGGGUUACUAUACAUCCGCCAAUGGAACAACAUGCAAUACGUAGCAACGGCAUCGUUUCUUCUCACGGUGUAUUCUGAUCAUCUCCUAGCCACAGAUCAGAAGCUGCAUUGCCAGAAAGGAGAGGUGGGUCCCCAUGAAAUGUUGGCCUUUGCAAAAUCACAAGUUGAUUAUAUUUUGGGCACUAAUCCAAUGGCUAUGAGCUACUUGGUAGGAUACGGUCCAAAAUUCCCGCAGAAGGUGCACCAUAGGGGCGCAUCCAUUGAAUCAUAUGGGGAAAAUAAGGGUUUUAUUGGGUGCACUCAGGGCUACGAUAACUGGUAUGGGCGCGUUGAACCCAAUCCAAAUGUACUCAUUGGAGCACUCGUUGGUGGGCCUGAUAUCAAAGACCAAUUUAAAGAUGAGAGACGAAAUUACAUUCAAACAGAGGCAUGCACCUACAAUACGGCAGCACUAGUAGGGGUUUUUGCUAGAUUGCAUCAAUCACAUGCACAUGCUGAAACCCCUUUAGUAGCUUCUAGCUAAUUGGGGUUAUACGUUAUAGAGAUAAAUUUUUGGUUCAUUGUUCCGGGCAAAGAAUAUUUCUUACUAGUGCUUACUUUUGUACUGCCAUUGUAAUUGUAAUUUGAGUAUAGUAUAUCGUAAGAUACAAACUAUACAACCAAUGUUGACUCAAAAAUGCGUCUAGAGACAUUAGGUGGAAUAGCAAAUUGUACCACUUAUACUUAGUCUAGCAAUUGGAAAGAGUUGCAUUAGGAGUUAAAGUAGAAGGUUCUGUUCUUUUGGGUUAGUAGUUAAAGACUUGUAUUCAUAGUUAAAACUUGGAUAAUUUAGCAUGCACUUUUAUUUUUGGUCA